This is a messenger RNA of Gavia stellata (red-throated loon), 2474 nucleotides long. RefSeq names its product hook microtubule tethering protein 1 (gene HOOK1). NCBI's taxonomy places the organism in Eukaryota, Metazoa, Chordata, Aves, Gaviiformes, Gaviidae. Gene Ontology annotation, biological process: cytoskeleton-dependent intracellular transport; cytoplasmic microtubule organization. The coding region runs from base 1 to 2157 and encodes 718 amino acids. The record is from RefSeq and is a predicted model, not a curated record. Gene Ontology annotation, molecular function: dynein light intermediate chain binding; microtubule binding. The transcript is spliced from 22 exons. Gene Ontology annotation, cellular component: centrosome; cytoplasm.
AUGGAGGCGAAGCCGGCGGACCUCCUGCUCUGUGACAGCCUCAUCCUCUGGUUGCAGACGUUCCAUACUGCUGCACCUUGCAGAGAUGUUCAGGACUUGACUAAUGGGGUUGCCAUGGCGCAGGUACUUCACCAAAUAGAUGUUGCUUGGUUUGAUGCAUCUUGGCUAAAUCGCAUUAAAGAUGAUGUUGGUGACAACUGGAGAAUAAAGUCCAGUAAUCUGAAGAAGAUACUGCAAGGAAUUAUGGACUACUAUCAUGAGUUCUUGGGUCAGCAGAUUUCAGAAGAGCUUAUUCCAGACUUAAACCAGAUAUCUGAGAACUCGGAUCCCACUGAACUGGGCAGGCUUCUGCAGCUUAUUUUAGGUUGUGCAGUCAACUGUGAAAGGAAACAAGAACACAUACAGAAUAUCAUGACCCUUGAAGAGUCUGUUCAACAUGUUGUAAUGACUGCCAUUCAAGAGCUCAUGAGCAAGGAAGUAACAGGUCCUUCCACAAGUGAUGCAUCAAGUGAAAUGGAACUGCAGCUUAAAAAAGCUUUGGAAGAUCUUCAGGAAGCACUAGCAGAAAAAGAAGAGUUGGCACAAAGAUGUCAAGAGCUAGAUUUACAGGUGGCUGCCCUCCAGGAUGAAAAAAACAGCUUGAUGUCAGAAAAUGAGAUUAUGAAUGACAGGCUAGAGCAAUUAGACGACUCUCUUGAUGAUCCAAGUACUGUGGUUGCAAAAAAGUAUUUUCAUGCACAGUUGCAGCUGGAACAACUGCAAGAAGAAAACUUCAGGCUUGAAGCUGCGAAAGAUGAUUAUCGUGUCCAUUGUGAAGACCUAGAAAAACAAUUGAUUGAACUGCAACAUAGAAACAAUGAACUAACCUCUUUGGCAGAAGAAUCCAGAGCCUUAAAAGAUGAAAAUGAUGUUCUUAGGGCUACUGCAGACAAGGCAAGUAAGCUGGAAUCGACUGUUGAAGUAUAUCGUAAAAAGCUACAGGAUCUGAAUGACUUCCGCAGACAAGUCAAAUCUCUGCAAGAAACCAACAUGAUGUAUAUGCACAAUACAGUCAGUCUGGAGGAUGAACUGAAGAAAGCCAAUGCAGCACGUGCCCAACUAGAAACCUACAAAAGACAGGUCCAGGAGCUUCAUAACAAGCUGUCUGAAGAAUCCAAAAGAGCUGAUAAGCUAACAUUUGAAAUGAAGCGACUUGAAGAAAAACAUGAAGCUUUAAUCAAAGAAAAAGAGAGACUGAUAGUACAGUGUGAUGCAUUAAAAGAGACAAAUGAAGAGCUCCGGUAUUCACAGAUGCAGCAGGAUCAUCUGAGUCAGACAGGUGCAUCUCGCCUUAAAAGCAAUGAGAAUCUUGCUGCUGAAAUUCUGCCUGUGGAAUACAGAGAAAUGUUUAUUCGGCUGCAGCAUGAAAACAAGAUGCUUCUAUUACAACAGGAAGGAUCAGAAAAUGAACGUAUUACAGAGCUCCAGGAACAGCUGGAGCAAAAGCGUCGGACAGUGAACGAACUAGAAACUGAGAAAAGACUAAAUGAAGAACGUAUUGGGGAGUUACAGCAGCAGAUUGAAGAUCUGCAAAAGACUUUACAGGAGCAGGGAUCCAAGACUGAAGGAUCUAGCAACUUGAAGCAGAAAUUGGCAGCACACAUGGAAAAGCUGAAUGAAGUUCAUGAUGAGUUACAGAAGAAAGAGGCUGAUCUUGCAGAACUCCAGCCUGAUGUUAGUCAGAACCCCCAGAAGAUUGGAGAGCUGGAAGCAGCUUUGCGAAAAAAAGAUGAAGAUAUGAAAGCAAUGGAAGAAAGAUAUAAAAUGUACCUUGAGAAAGCAAGAAAUGUGAUAAAAACCUUAGACCCCAAGCUAAAUCCAGCAUCAGCAGAAAUUAUGUUGCUCAGAAAACAGAUAAUGGAGAAAGACAAAAAAAUUGAAGCACUAGAGGCUGAAUACAAACUUGCUAAGUUACGUGAUUACGAGGAAAAGCUAAUUGUAACUGCAUGGUAUAACAAGAGCCUAACUCUUCAGAAGCUAGGUAUGGAAGCAAGACUGGUUGGCAGUGGUGGUGCCUGCAGAGACGGUCCCGGACGCUCCUUCCUAGCUCAGCAACGUCAUGUCACCAAUACCAGAAGGAAUCUCACUGUUAAAGUACCGGGUGCAACAUCUGAUUAAACCACAAGGACCACGAGGAGAACUUAUAUGCUCAAGUGUCCUUAAAUGUUUUAUAGCUUCCACUUUAACUGCUUGAUGAAAGAGGAGGUUAUAAUGGUGGGCAACUGCGAAUUCAACAUCAGAACCUAUCAAGAAUGGAUUAAGCUGAUCAGUGGUGUGUCUAGAAGGUAGCACAUAGUAUUCCAAGUAGAAGUAGAUUUAAUAACUGCAGUAUGUAUUUACAAGCACAACUUAAAAGAUUUAUAUUUGCCUUCAGAAUAUAUUGUAAAUAUAAAAAUUGGCACUAUAUAUUUAAAACUUUAUUUAAUGGGUUUGGG